Molecule: messenger RNA, 5995 nt
Organism: Ictalurus punctatus (channel catfish)
Lineage: Eukaryota; Metazoa; Chordata; Actinopteri; Siluriformes; Ictaluridae
Gene: slmapa
Product: sarcolemma associated protein a
Exons: 24
Coding region: 1237-3798 (853 amino acids)
Biological process (GO): regulation of membrane depolarization during cardiac muscle cell action potential; protein localization to plasma membrane; regulation of voltage-gated sodium channel activity
Molecular function (GO): protein binding
Source: RefSeq, a predicted model, not a curated record
UGUGUGUAUUUUCAUUCCAGUAUGGCGGCGCUUGUUGCGGAGGAGGGCAACUUACUAUAAAUUACCCGUCAUUUAACACGGAUAGUUUGGAGUGCUUUAUUUACUUCGUUGGGGUCUUCAUUUGGACCGGCGGGGACGGACUUCGGUGAAAACCCGUAAACUAGCCCGAGUUUUGUUGGAGGGGGAAAGAGGAGAUUUAAGAACAGAAACGCUGCUGUUGCGACGGAGAGUCGAUUCCGAGUCUAUUAGCACAGGCUGCUUGCUAAGCUAGCGCUAAAGCUAGGACCCGACUAGCUAACGGGAUAGCUGCGCGGUGAGUAUUCGAGUGAGUAUCUCAAGGAUUAAGUAGUUCACGACUUGUAGUGUGACGGCUGGGACAACACACUAGGUACGUUAUUUGGGAACGUAGGAUUGUUAACGCUGAACUUUACUACCUCACGGGCUCAGCUCAGCUCUGUUUAAUCGAGUUAACUACUUUCCAAACGCUAGCGCUCUCGUGCGCUUAGCUUAGCUAACAUGCCUACCAAACACUUCAUUCUGUAUGCGUGGCCUGGUUGAGCAUUUAAAUCUGUCCCUGUUAGUCGUGAAUCUGUUUAGAGGCUGGUUUGUGUGUGUGUGUUUAUAUCAGAGCAGAGAUAGUAACCUCAUCGCUUGGCCUUCAAAUCGUGCUUAUGAAUCAUUUUCAGUGAAAACGAACCGACUCACGAACCGAGCCAACAGGUUUACCAGGCGCGAGACGCCUCACGUUUAUUUAACAGGCUUAUCAGGUUGUUUUUAGGGGGUUCAUGUUGAGAUUUCCGAAGAAGCUGGGAUUGUGUACGGAUCGUGAGUGUUGCUGUGAUGUUUGUAAGUUAGUUAGAUUCACGUUUUCAUGCUUAAAGGCGAUGCAAAGUUUGGAUUCCGUUUGACAUCAUGGUGGAUUUGGAAGUCGGGAUUGCAAGAAGAAGAAGGAGGCUCGUAGAGGACAUUAUGUAGUCGGUUUAUUUGGAAACGCCGCCAGUUUUUCUGCACCGCUUAUUAUUUUUAUAGUUUGUAUCUAUAUAUAUUUAUGUGUAUAUAUGAUGCACAAUUAUUUGGGAUCCGCGAGCAAAACGCGACCUCGGCUCCUUUAUUCUUAAAUAAUAAUAACUAAAAAAAAAACCUAGACAGUAGUGUCAGAUCAGAAGGUGUGUCACUCUGGAUCAAGAAGCCCUGCCUUUCUCCUCUGGUUGGAGUAAUACACUGAAGUCGUCAUCAAUGCCUUCGGCGCUGGCUGUGUUCACCUGCCGCCCGAACUCGCACCCGUUUCAGGAGCGUCACGUCUACCUGGACGAGCCGGUGAAGAUCGGGCGCUCGGUCGCGCGCUGCCGCCCGGCCCAGAAUAACGCCACCUUCGACUGCAAGGUGCUCUCCAGGAACCAUGCCCUCGUCUGGUUCGACCACAAGACAGGCAAGUUUUAUCUCCAGGACACCAAGAGCAGCAAUGGCACCUUCAUCAACAGCCAGCGGCUGAGCCGGGGCUCCGAGGAGAGUCCCCCGUGCGAGGUGCUCUCCGGCGACAUCAUCCAGUUCGGAGUGGAUGUCACAGAGAACACGCGCAAAGUCACGCAUGGCUGCAUAGUGUCGUCCAUCAAACUCUUCCUUCCAGAUGGCAUGGAAGCACGACGGCGAUCAGAUGUCAUUCAAGCACCACUACCACUACCUGUUGAUAAGGUUGCCGCAAAUACGCCCAGUAUGUACUCUCAGGAACUGUUUCAGCUGUCUCAGUACCUGCAGGAGGCCUUACACAGGGAGCAGAUGCUGGAGCAGAAGUUAGCUACGCUGCAGAGGCUCCUGGCCAGCACACAGGAGGCCUCUGAGAGCAGCUGGCAGGCUUUAAUAGACGAAGACCGGUUACUCUCAAGAUUGGAGGUGAUGGGGAACCAGUUGCAGGCGUAUUCAAAAAACCAAACGGAGGACGGCAUCCGAAAGGAGCUUGUCGCCUUAACGGAGGACAAACUCAAUUACGAGACUACAGCCAAAGAGUCCCUGAGGCGGGUACUUCAGGAGAAAAUCGAGGUGGUUCGGAAGCUGUCCGAAGUGGAGCGGACUCUCAGUAACACAGAAGAUGAAUGUACGCACCUGAAGGAGAUGAACGAGCGAACUCAGGAGGAGCUGAGAGAGCUGGCCAACAAGUACAACGGAGCUGUGAACGAAAUUAAGGAUCUCACUGACAAGAUCAAGCUGGCUGAAGGCAAGCAAGAGGAGCUCACGCAAAAAGGCCAGAACGAAAAGAAGGAGCUGCAGCUGCGAAUCGAGGAGAUGGAAGAGAAAGAGCAAGCACUUCAAGCUCGGAUCGAGGCACUACAGGCAGACAACGACUUCACCAAUGAGAGGCUCACAGCUCUUCAAGUCCGGUUAGAGCAACUGCAGGAGAAAAGCAUAAAGGAAAACAACAGUUUAGACCACUUUCUUUUAAAGAGUGGAGGGGACUGCACUUUAAUCCAACAGUUCAUUGAGUGCCAGCCCGUGAAGCAGCUGAAAGGGGCUGUGGAUUCUUCCAUUCACAAACUGUCCAACUUUGACGAGGUCAUAGCUGCACAUCUUCAGAACAACCAAGCAGAUGACAACAGUUUCACCAGUCCAGAGAAACUUAAAGUGGUGUCUUCCAACCUGCCCACAGAAAAUCAGAUAGAUGCUAAAGAGUCUGAUAUGUCAGACACACUGAGCCCCAGCAAGGACAAAAGCAGUGACGAUACUUCAGACGGCCAAAUGGAUGAACAGGAGCUGAAUGAACCACAAAACCGAGUUGCCCUGCUUAAAGAUGAGCUGCAGAGGGCCAACCUUGACCCUGGAGACACGGAGCAGGUCAUCCACCAGUUGCAUAGCGAGCUACUGGAGGCACAGGAGCUCGCCAACACCGGCAAGCAGAAAUGUCUCGAGCUACAAGCUCUGCUUGAAGAGGAAAGGAGAGCCAACAGGCAGCAGACUGAGGAAUCAUCUAAACAGAUCCAGUACCUGCAGAGCCAGCUCGCCAAGCUACAGUCAGACAUGGAGGCCCUGCGCGAGCAGAGAGAGAACACCAUCUCCAAUACCCGGGAGGAACUCUACAGCGCUCAGGAGGAGGUGCUCGUGCUCCGCCAUGCCAUGGAAGCGGCCACAGCAGAAAGGGAGCGCGACAUCGCUGCCCUGCAGGGAGACCUCAUCACCGUCACGGCUGAACUCGACAAGUGGAGAAAAGCAGCGUCCAACUACGAGCUAGAGAUCAGCACCCUGCAGGAGAACUUCAAGCAGCAGAGCCAGCACCAGGAGCGAGCCUUACAGCUACAAGGGGAGCUGGAUAAGUUGCAGGCCGAGUGCUCAACCCUGCAUAGAGAGUGCGAGUCUCUGCGCUCGGAGAAAGUAACUCUGCUGGAGAAACUGCACAGGCUGGAGGUGGAGCUCAGCAGCUCCAGAGAGCAGAGCGCCACUCUCAGUAGCAACCUGAAUGCUCUGGAGAAGAGCCAGGGUGACCUGGAGAACAAACUGGGUUCCAUGCAGGACCGGCACCAGCAGGAUGCCAGCAGGCUGAAGGUGGAGCUUGCUCAGGCCGAGAACCGCACCAAGAACCUGCAGAAAGAGUAUGAGGACACUCAGAGCCAGCUGUCGGACUUGCGGCAGAGGUAUGAGCAGACCGAGCAGGAAAAGCGCUCCAUUAAUGAAGAGCUUGACCAGUGCAAGGUCAAUCUGAAGCUGCUGCAGGAGCAGGGCAAGAAUCCAUCCAUAUUGCAGCCUGUCCAAGCCAUUUUCAUCGGCCUUAUCCUGGCUUUGCUGUAUUGGUGCUUCGGCCAAAUGUGGUAGAAAGAGCGGUUGGAUGCCCUGGAUGCCGGUGGUCGCCGUCAUGGUCGCCGUGACUGCAGUGGUGCUGUAUCCCAGCCUAUCCAAGAGCUCGUCCUGAGGCAGAUAACCAAUCACAACGCAGCACAGCUCACACUGUCACCCCAAUGUCAUGUUAUAAUCCUGAGGCCUAUUCUAGACUCAUUACCUCGGAAUGUGAGAAUGCAGCACGAAGGUCUCCAGCGUGUCUGUAUAAAGUGCAUAUGUACAUAUCAUAGAAAAAGAGGGGGUAUAAAUGGUCUAACUUCUGUUAUAGAUUAAAUAAAUAUAUAUGCUUUUUUUCAGUUAGAUGGGAAUCUUGAUAAUUAAAGUGGCCUAAACUAGGCCCCCUCCCCCCUUCUUCCUCAUGGGUACCAAAUGUUUUCUGUUCACGUUUUUUUUUUGUGUGUGGUUUGCCAUGUUAGAUGUUAAUGUGGUAUUCCGAAUAGAUGCAAAGCCAAAUUAUAAUCUUAAAAGAUUGGGCACAAAGAGGUGAAGUGCCUGAUUUUAACUACUACUAGAUACGUGUAAACACUUACACACACACACACACACACACACACACACACACACACACACACACACACACACACACACACACACACACACACACACACACACACACACACACACACGCGCGUGCGCACGCAGACACAUUUUUGUCCUCAGUGAAGUGCCACUCAUGCUCCACUAAUGCGGUGUUUCAUUUGGUCGAAACGUCUGGAAAUUGUUCAGUCCUGUAUGCUGUGAUUUGUGCAUUCCAACCGACCUGUUAUACCAACAAGCGGCACAGUAAGGUCAUUGUACUCUAGCAUAGUUUUUUUGUAUUGUGUACUUAAAAGGAAAUAAUCUCGAGAGACACUACAGGACUUUUGUGUGAGGUGGUGAACAACAUGGACUUGGGUAUAUUGUAGCUCUUAAGAACACACUGUCCUGCCAUUAGGACUUGGUGGGACUCUCUCUCUCUCUGUCUCUCUCUCUCUCUCUCUGUCUCUCUCUCUCUCUCUCUCUCUCUCUCUGUCUCUCUCUCUCUCUCUGUCUCUCUCUCUCUCUCUCUCUCUCUCUCUCUCUCCCCUCUCCCCCUCUCUCUCUCUCUCUCUCUCCCCUCUCCCCCUCUCUCUCUCUCUCCCCUCUCCCCCUCUCUCUCUCUCUCUCUCUCCCUCUCUCUCUCCCCCUCUCUCUCCCUCUCUCUCUCCCCCUCUCUCUCUCUCUCUCUCUCCCCCUCUCUCUCUCUCUCUCCCCCUCUCUCUCUCUCUCUCUCCCCCUCUCUCUCUCUCUCUCCCCCUCUCUCUCUCUCUCUCCCCCUCUCUCUCCCCCUCUCCCCCUCUCUCUCCCCCUCUCUCUCUCUCUCUCCCCCUCUCUCUCUCUCUCUCCCCCUCUCUCUCUCUCUUUCUCUCUCCGUUUUGAAGAUUCAGGCUCAUCAUUGAGCGCUGCAGUUCCUUGAUCAACAUAUACAUACCAUUUUUCAGUACCUCCUGAACAAGGCUCUGAGAUCUCGCUGCCUUAUCUGUAACACGGAGAUCUAGCUCUUCUUUUAGAACGAAUCGGUAAAGUCUUUAAAGUGAGGGGUUUUUUUUUGCUUUGUUUAAAUGCCUCUUUAACUGAAGCACAGUACUACAGAAUGGAUUUCUUUACGGUGUAAUGAACAGGUUAACGGGAAUAAUUUAAGUGGUCAAACUUGGGAGUUGGAAUUGGGCAGUGUGCGUGCUGGAGAGAAAUAACCAAUGAUUUUAAAUGGUGUUGGUUCACGUUUUGUCUGCUGCGCUGUAAAUAAACUCUCAGUCAUGGAGCAAAUGGCCUAACGUUCCACCUUGUCAAUAAAUGUCCCUUUUAUUUUAUUUUUGAACUGCAAAACUAACAAAAGUCAUCUAUGGGAAUUUAAAAAAACAAAACAAAAAAACAAAACAAAUGCAAAGCAUGGUGUAGCACAGAGAGGUUCACUCUGCAAGUUCCCCAAAGUAUCAAAAGUCAUCUCCGAGCACUUUGUCUUUGAGAACUUUUCAUUUUUAUUUUUGAAGUUUCAUAUCAGAAUUUAAAAGCUCUUCCUUCACACACAACUAAGGCACGAUAAGAACAUCUGACCUUGGCAUUGUUUGUAAAUAUGUAUGUACGAAUGUACGUGUGUAAAUGUAUAUAAUAUUCACAAAUAAAGUUGAAUAUCAGUGGCACUGAUCACGUCAAA